This is a messenger RNA of Quercus lobata, 1537 nucleotides long. RefSeq lists its product as uncharacterized. The record is from RefSeq and is a predicted model, not a curated record. The coding region runs from base 66 to 635 and encodes 189 amino acids. NCBI's taxonomy places the organism in Eukaryota, Viridiplantae, Streptophyta, Magnoliopsida, Fagales, Fagaceae. The transcript has 2 exons.
AAAAAGAUCACAACAGUUUGUGUAGUAUCUUAUAUUGAAGAUUCAGAAGAAGAUCUCUCUUAGUUAUGGCUAUGUCCAAAGUAGAAGAAGAAGAGACAGAGAGGCUUGUUAUGGGCACUACAAAAGUGGUGUACUACCUAGAACCAUUGAUGUCAAAAGAGCUUCUCUGCAAAUCCCCUGACAAGUCAUCGGCUUCCGACUUCGACUACGCGCAGAGCUCAAUAUGGUCCCCUUUGGUCCCUCGGGCUUACAGUACCAUGGACUUGGAUUCUGAUUUUGAAGAUUUGGAUUUCAUGACACCCACAAAUAGAAAGAUCUCAUCUGGUGGUGGUGCUAUGGUGUUGAGCAACAAAACCAAGUUGAGGAAAGUCACUUACAACAUCAAGAAGAAGCUCAACAUCAAUCUUAAUCUUAAUGUUUUGAAGAUGAAGCACAUGCACAAGAACAAAACCAAGGCAUCUGAGUUCUCCCCAACUCCUCUAAAGCCCACUUUUACCUGUUUCCCACACACCACAAAGGCUUGGACUAAGGGGUUGAAAGCUGCCUCUAAACAUUUCAAGAAAAAGAAGAAGAAAGAUCCCACGGCCCAUGUGAAGCUCUCCAACAAUUUGAGAGAUGCGAAUAUUUCAAGAUGAUUAUUCAAAUGGAAAUUUCUCUCUGUUUUUCUUUUUGGUCAAUUCAUUCAAAUCUGUAUUGCCCUUACAGCAAGCAGGUACACCGUACAAUACUAUCAUGUUAUUCAAAAAGUGUUAAACUUUUAUUAAUUCUUGUAAUGCAUAAUAUUUCAAGGCCUUUCAUUCCUAUUAUGAAGAGGAGAAUGGAAACUAAAUAAAAAGAUUGAAAUAGUAACGGCUAGUUGGGGUUGCGUGGGAUGAAAGUAUUUCCUCUGAGUCGGUGAUAACAAAACAGAGAGUGAGAGUCUCUCGGUCUCCGUAUGGGAGUCGGAGAGUGAUGUAUAUAUAUAUAUCCCACUUAGGCAAGAAAAAACUAAACGUAAAAAUACUUUCUCUUGAAGAUUUCAGUACGCAAAAAUACUCUCUCUUGAAGAUUUCAGUAGUCAUGGCCAUGGCUAUGCUUUUGGGUUUAGAUGCAAGAACUCGUGUGGCUAUGGGGUUAGACGCUAACCCUCGUAUGGGUUUGAAGAGGACUCUCUCUUCUGUUUCUGCUUCUGCUUCUGGGUUUCCUUCAAAGCAGCAAGAUGAUGGCGACAAGAAGGAAGCGAUCUCAACGUUGUCUUCUGCUAGUAAUAUUGCCGAGAAUGGUGAAAAGAAAGAGAGGAUUGUGGUCAAGAUUAAUUUGGCUGCAUGGCGGAAAAGGAAAGCCCAAAAGGAGGAAGAGGAGAAGAGGAAGUCAUUGGAGUUGAAACUUGAAGCAUCAAAAAGAAAGCUACAACUUGGAUACCAACAAGUUCAAAAGGCCAAAAGAAAGAUUCAGUUGGUGGAUUUGAGAGACAUCCCUAAGCCUAAGCCAGAGGUUAAUCUUUCCAAGAAAUCCAAGUUCCAUCACCGACAUUGAUGAUCUACAUGUUUGAUGAUGA